Messenger RNA from Mycotypha africana, 560 nucleotides. RefSeq lists its product as uncharacterized. Lineage: Eukaryota; Fungi; Mucoromycota; Mucoromycetes; Mucorales; Mycotyphaceae. The coding region runs from base 129 to 560 and encodes 143 amino acids. The record is from RefSeq and is a predicted model, not a curated record. The transcript is spliced from 6 exons.
CGCAGUUAUAGUAGCUGUAUAAAAAAUAUUCUAACUAAUGCCAUUUUAGCAUUAUAACUCUAUUUAUAUAGCAUGACUCUCAAGGCAUCCUACCUUACCGUGCAUAAAAAAAACUUUAAAUACAAGCUAUGAAAUAUCACUUGGAAAAAUCGCUUAAAAGUCUGAUAUUUGUCAUCGUAAUAGAUAUUGUUCGGAUCCCUUGGGGACGUUCUCAUUGCAGAGUCACAUUCGUACUGUUUUGUUACUGUUGCAACUUGAAAGUUUUUGUUGAAAAAGCUUAUAGUAGACUAAAAGAGAGUAUGGCAUUUAAUAUUCGAUUGAGAGAAAUGGUUAAAUUCCGUCAUAUGAAAGAUAAAGGAUCAAUAAAGAUAUGGCUAUUAGUCAAGAAGGGAAAACUAUUAUGCAAGCUUGCAAGCAAUCUGCUUCUGAAUGUCCAAAAGGCAAAUGACGGUGCAAUCAGUAGAAACGUCUCACGUAUAAAAUUGAGUCAAAAAAAGAAGCCCAACGGGGGGCUCGAACCCCCAACCUUGAGAUUAAGAGUCUCACGCUCUACCGAUUGA